Messenger RNA from Bradysia coprophila, 2218 nucleotides. Its product is annotated as putative helicase MOV-10. Gene Ontology annotation, molecular function: RNA binding; 5'-3' RNA helicase activity. Lineage: Eukaryota; Metazoa; Arthropoda; Insecta; Diptera; Sciaridae. The record is from RefSeq and is a predicted model, not a curated record. Gene Ontology annotation, biological process: regulatory ncRNA-mediated post-transcriptional gene silencing. Gene Ontology annotation, cellular component: cytosol; P granule.
AUUUUGAUCGGUCUGUUGUAAACAACAUUAACAUUGCAAAAUGCAGUCAGUUGACUGUAAGGAAAAGGAUACGCAAUUCCCGUAGUGUCAGUUAGGUGUCCAUUCUCUGUUAACCGAAAAUGUGUUUACGAGCAAUUUUUCCUCGCUUCAAACAAAUGUGUUACAUAAACAGAACGUCUUUGCUCGCCGGAGUGAGGAACUCCAGCUCCAGACUCACAUCAGGUUACAGAUCCAAAUAUGAAAAACGUUUGUCUAUGGAGCGUUUACCGAAUCACAAAUUACCGCAAGACUUCAUCGAAUACGAGUCUGGCCGAAGUACGUCGAUUGAACUCCAAGGAGAAAUUGACAAAUGGAAGAACGAUAAGGAAUCGAUGAGAGCUUCCGAAGCGAAUUAUAUCGAUUCGUCGCGAUUGAUGAUCCAUUUGGAGGAGGCCAGCGAGGAGGCCCGAGUGCAAAAAUGCAAUCAGUACAAUGUGAAGCUGCAUCCUGUCAGUGGCAGCGAAAGUGAAUUCUUCUUUUUCGUGGAGUCGGCUGAAAUGAAGGACCUCUACGCAACGGUCAAACAAUUCACCGAAUUUACUCUCGUAUCGAAACAAGGAAAACGUACCAGUGAUGGCCAGAUCAUUUUCAAAGAAGACAACAAAAUUUUUGUCGAACUGAACACCGUGGACGAUUGGCAUCCCGACCAUCUAUACGACAUAGUGUUCCGAUAUAAUCGAAACUAUUAUUUGGUGCAACACCAAGCCCUAGAUUUCGUGCGACGCCACAAACUUUUCGAUCUUCUGAUAAAUAAUCCAAAAUAUUAUUCAGCCACAGUGGAAAGUCGUACCGAUGAUGAUCGGAAGUACCAUCUGCCGGACGUACUAGAUAAUUUCUAUUUGAACGAAGAGCAGAACGACGCAAUAGUGAAUAUGAUCCGAGGCGACUACUUCCCUCUACCGUAUCUGUUGUACGGUCCCGCUGGAACUGGCAAGACUAAGACACUUGUCGCGGCAAUCUUAAGCAUUUUGGAGACUAGUGAUGACAACAUUUUAGUCUGUACACAGUCCAAUGAUGCAUGUGACGAAAUUACUGUUCGCCUAAUGGAGUACACAAAGGCUGACAUAUUUCGGAUGUACACACCGUCGAGAGAGACAGAUGAGAUACCAAAGUCCGUGUUAACAUGCGCCAAUUACUAUGAUGGAGAGUUAAAGUUACCGCCAUUGCAUUACAUACGCAGACAUCGUGUAGUUAUUUGUACACUAGCCAUGGCUGGUUGUUUGACUAGAGCCCAUUGCAGUCCCAAUCACUUCAGUUAUGUGAUGAUCGACGAAUGUGCCAGUGCUCUGGAAACAAUGGCUUUGGUGCCCAUCGCUGGAUUAUGUACGACAGAGAAUAACCUGUGCGCAAAGAUUAUCUUAGCUGGGGAUCCCAAGCAACUUGAUGCUCUAGCGAUAUCUCAAACAGCUGAAGAGCUGGGAUACAGCACGUCGUUUCUGGAACAUUUAUUCAAUUGUCCACUGUACAGACGUGAUGCUGCGAGUGGGAAAUUUAAUGCGAGAUUCAUAACUCAAUUGGUAAAAAAUUAUCGUUCUCAUCCAGCGAUAUUGCACGUUCCGAAUCAAUUGUUUUAUGAAGGUGCCUUAGUAGCAGAAGUAACACCGCAGAUAUCCGAUUUGGAUGUCGAUCUACCUGAGUUGAAUCCAGAUUUUCCAGUUAUUUUCAAGUCGGUUCAAGGACAAUGCAUUCAGCCAGAUGAUGAUACCAGUUCGUACAACAUCGAAGAAAUCACGGAAGUCAUGGCGUACAUACGAGCCAUCCUGCAUAACAACGACCAACUGGAUCAAUCGGAUGUUGGAGUGAUAUCACCUUACCGAUUACAAUGCGAAUUUAUUCGAGCUCUGUGCAAACGGAACGGCUAUCCGGAGAUUACAGUUGGUACUGCGGAAAGAUUUCAAGGUCAGGAGAGAAAAAUCGUUAUUGCAUCGACAGUGUGUUCACGUAAUGACACCGUUGGCAGUUUUGUGAGCGAUCCGCAGAGACUAAACGUUAUGCUAACGCGAGCGCAGUAUCUUUUAAUCGUUAUCGGUGACCCGCAUACGUUAAAUACGAAUCCACAUUGGCAUGAGUUCAUCAAAUAUUGUUACUCAAAUGGGAGUUUAAUUCAAGGCGACAAUCAGUUCACCUUAAGCAAUGACAGUGUAGAAAUUUGAUUUUGAUUGAAAUGACAAAAAUAAAG